Spodoptera exigua (beet armyworm) is the source of this 1630-nucleotide messenger RNA. NCBI's taxonomy places the organism in Eukaryota, Metazoa, Arthropoda, Insecta, Lepidoptera, Noctuidae. The record is from the annotation of a GenBank genome assembly.
UAAGUUUUGAAAAAUGGGUUUUUUGGAAGAUAGAGAUUUGAGUAGCGUGCCUAGUAUACCGGAGUUUUAUAGAGGAAAAACUAUAUUUAUUAGUGGAGCCUCGGGGUUCAUGGGCAAAGUUCUGGUGGAGAAGCUGCUGUACUCCUGCCCAGACCUGGAUAGGAUCUAUGUUCUUCUGAGAAGCAAGAAGGGAGUGAAAUCAGAAGACAGAUUGGCCCAAAUCUUCGCUGCACCUUUAUUUGACAGACUCCGCAAAGAGAGACCUGGCUUCGAGUCAAAAGUAUUCGUGAUCGCUGGAGAUGUUAUGGAACUCGGUUUGGGUAUUUCUGAAGAGGAUCGCGCAUUGAUCGUCAAUCGUGUCAACAUUGUGUACCAUGUGGCAGCCAGCGUCAGGUUCGACGAUCCCCUGGAGUACGCAAUCCGUAUGAACCUCCGUGGUACUAAGGAGAUGGUGGAACUGGCUGCAGACAUCAGAAACUUAAAGGUCUUCAUCCACGUAUCGACCUCGUACUCCAACACCAAUAGGGAGACCCUUGAAGAGAUCCUUUACCCUCCCCACGCAGACUGGAGGGAGACCCUUCAUAUCUGCGAGACCGUUGACUCUCAUACGUUGAAGGUGCUAACUCCGAAAUAUUUAGGAGAGCUACCAAACACUUAUACGUUUUCAAAACAACUGGCAGAGAAUGUAGUAGCCGAGUAUAAAGGGAUUCUUCCCAUUGUGAUCAUCAGACCUUCCAUCGUUAUAUCCAGCGUUGAAGAGCCUGUACCAGGUUGGAUUGAGAACUUCAAUGGACCCGCAGCCCUGCUCGCGGCUUGUGGGAAAGGUAUCUUAAGAAGCAUGUACACAGACCCUGACCUGGUAGCUGAUUACAUGCCUGUGGACAUCUCCAUCAAGAGCUUCAUUGUCGCUUCCUGGUUAAGAGGAACUAAGGAACUGUCUCCAACUGAUGACGUACCCAUCUACAAUUGCUGUGCUGGUAAACUGAACAAUAUAACUAUGGGGCAGAUGAUUGCUAUGGGACGACAGAUUUACCCAUCAGUACCUGUCAACGAUAUGCUCUGGACCCCUGGUGGAGAUUUGACGAAGUCGAAGACCAUACAUUAUAUCAAGGUGAUAUUCCUUCAUCUUCUACCAGCGAUUUUGGUGGAUACUAUCCUUUGGUUAGCGGGGAGAAAGCCAAUGCUGGUCAAAAUCCAACGACGCAUCUACAUAGCAAACCUGGCUUUAAUGUACUAUAUAACGAAGCAAUGGACAUUUGACAACAAAAACCUAGUACUCAUGAGGUCCAGAAUAAAAAAUGAGGACAAAAAACAAUUUUACUAUGAAAUGGAAAAUGUCGAUCAGUACAAAUAUUUUGUGAACGCAGUCAAAGGUGGCAAGAAGUACCUUUUGAAAGAACAGGAUGAAGAUAUGCCGAAAGCUAAGAGACAUUAUAACAGAAUGGUGGUCGUGGACAUCAUAGUGCAGAUAGCGUUCUACAGCACUUUAUUCUGGUGGUUCCUGAACUUGAAUUGCAUUCAAAACCUGAUAUCUCUUAUAUCCAAUCAUUCUUAACAAAUUAAUAAAUGAUUAGUACUUAAAUCUAGGAAAUAAUUUGUGUUGUUUUGACCUUGAGGCUUUUAGAAUAAA